This is a messenger RNA of Leishmania mexicana MHOM/GT/2001/U1103, 933 nucleotides long. RefSeq lists its product as hypothetical. The coding region runs from base 1 to 933 and encodes 310 amino acids. NCBI's taxonomy places the organism in Eukaryota, Euglenozoa, Kinetoplastea, Trypanosomatida, Trypanosomatidae. The transcript has a single exon. The record is from RefSeq and is a predicted model, not a curated record.
AUGGACCUUAACGACUUCCUGCGCAACACCAAGACCGCAGCGCAGGGUGAUAACUCCAGCGUGCGGACUUUGCUGUCGGGUCACAAGCGCUUUGCAGACGCCAACGAGGCGUCAUCCGAGGCUUCCUCCAGCGGUGCCGAUGCGAGUGGCAAGCGCCCCCGCCGCAGUGGGGCUGCGGAGGGGCUGAACAUACGGGCGGCGCAGGAGGCCCUUGCGCAGGAGCGUGGAAACACCUCUGCUCAGGCGCAGCAGCAGCGGGCGGAGGCUGAGCUCUUGUCAGAGCAGGCGGCAGCGCGCAUGGUGCAUCAGGUUCUGGAAUAUGUUAUGCAAGUGGAGCUGGGUGGUCGGCACAACGCCGCCAAAGGAGGCAUCGCGCCUUUUGUUCCAUCUGCGGCGCAGCUGGCGGCCGAGAAGGCUAUGUGGACACCUGCAGCGGGCUAUGCAAUUCAUCAUAUUGUGCCUGCCUCUCUUGACACGUCCCCGCAAACGCUCGAGUCGCUGAUGAGCGUCACAAAGAAAGAGCGGGUGCCGGACGGGGUGCGUGCUCUCCGCGGCACGUUGCAGGUGUGCGACACAGAGCGUGAUUUAGUUGGAGGCGUGCGCACCGGCAUGGCGCCGCACCUUCGCACACAUGUGUUGGAGGUGCUAGAAAAGGCCCUUCGCGGCCAGGCAUGGCUACGUGACGACGCGGUGGUAGCUACCCAAAUCUCCGCGCUUGGUAAGCCGACAACGCCAGAUAAAGGCCCGUCUAGCGUUCUGCUAUUUGGUGGUUUGGCCACAGCUUCUGUGGCGAACAGCGACGCGACAAGCAGUGCACGCGAUACGGCAUCGGCUGGUGAUGGGGCGCCAAAACCACUCUCCAAAGGCUUCUCGCUCGCAGCUUUCCUUAGCGCCCACGACCCCACCUCGUCGUCGGAUGGAGAGGAUCCGUGA